Messenger RNA from Hepatospora eriocheir, 1035 nucleotides. Lineage: Eukaryota; Fungi; Microsporidia; Hepatosporidae. The record is from the annotation of a GenBank genome assembly.
AUGACUAUCGAUAUUGGAAUUAUAUUAGUAGGAGGAUUAGGUACAAGGUUAUAUCCAUUGACUAAAACAAGACCAAAACCUCUUAUAUAUUUUAUUGAUAAACCAAUAAUUGAAUAUCAACUACAAGCCUUAAAGGAUGCUAAUAUCAAAAUAGUUAUACUUUGUUUAAAUUAUUUUAAUGAACAUUUGACGGAAGCAUGUAUUGAUUGGGAGAAAAAAUUUAAUAUGAAAAUAAAAUUAUCAAAAGAAGAUAAACCUUUAGAUACCGCAGGACCAUUAAAAUUAGCAGCUAAAAAUUUUCCAGAAAUUUAUAAAUCACAGGGUGUUAUUGUAAUGAAUGCUGACAUCUACUCAACAAUUAAAAUAAACGAACUAGAAAACUACUUUAAAAUCCUUAUUAAAGAUAAUAGUACAGUCUGUGUAAUAGCAAGUUAUGAAGUUAAAGAUCCAACUCGUUAUGGGUGUUUAUUAAUAGAAAAUAAUAAAAUAACCAAAUUUUUAGAGAAACCAAAAACUAAAGAAGAAAUAAUUAGUAAUAAAAUUAACGCAGGAAUAUAUUGCAUGACACCUAAAAUAAUAAAAGAUAUGAUUGAAUUAAAAAAAGUAUCAAUAGAAAAAGAUAUUUUUCCUUUAUUGGCAAAAAAUGGAAAUUUGUAUAAUUAUAACUUAGAUGGAUUUUGGAUUGAUGUUGGUGUACCGGCUGAAUAUUUAUAUGGCCAAAGGGUUGUAAUAGAAAUGUUAGAUCUAGUUAAAAAAAACAAAGCUUAUUCAAAGAAUGUUAUUCUAGGAAAGAAUGUCAUUAUAAAAGAAAAUGUUUCAUUAAGUAAUUGUGUUAUAUUUGAUAAUACAAUCAUAAAUAAUGAUUGUGUAAUAACUAAUGCAAUGAUAGGAUAUAAUUGUAUAAUAGGAUCAAAUGUUAAAAUAGGAAAUGAAUCAAGUAAUGUUACAAUAUUAGGAGAUGGUGUUAUGGUAAAAGAAGGGGUAAUUAAAGUUAUUUCAUUAAUAGAACCAAAUGAAAUUAUAAAUAAAAUUUAA